UUUGAGGAUGAAAGCAUGAAACUACGACAGCUGAAACUAGAGAAUCAGAGAGCUCUUCUAGAGAAGAAGCAGAGGAAGAAACGGCUUGAUCCAUUGAUGGUACAGCCAAAUCCUGAGGCAAAGCUGCGUAGGUCAAAGACCAAAGGGUGUGAGGAGCAGACUCCUUUAGUAGAAACUCCUACCCCUUUCCACAGUGAUGUUAUGUUACAUGGCAUCGAUGGACCAGCUGCUUUCCUGAAAUCGGAAGUGCAAGAUUUGGGGACCAAGCUCCAAACUCUGUCUGCUGGAUCUUCCAAAACAGAGGACAAUGCAGAUCAGGAAAAUGAUGGAGAGGCUCUAAUAGACCCAGCAAGCAAGCCAGAUCUGCAAGAAAUCUUACAAAAACGAGGAAUUUCAGGCAGUUUGAAUUUUGAUGAGGAGGACACAGAAGAGGAAGAAGCUAAUAAGAGACCAGCAUCUCAUUCAACGUGUCCUGAAUCUGAGAGGCCUAAUUCUGCAACCAGUGAGAAAUCUUUUGCAGAAACAGGUGCUUCCUGCAGUCCAUCCCCUCAGGCAGAUGCACAGCUGGGAGAAGUAGAGAACUUGGAGGAUUUUGCAUUACGCCCUGCACCCCGUGGUAUUACAGUCAAGUGUCGAAUCACUAGAGAUAAGAAGGGAAUGGACCGGGGCCUCUUUCCUACUUAUUACAUGCAUCUGGAAAGGGAUGACAACAGAAAGACAUUCCUUCUUGCAGGGAGAAAACGAAAAAAGAGCAAAACAUCCAAUUACCUCAUAUCUGUUGACCCAACUGAUUUAUCCCGGGAAGGGGAAAGUUUCAUUGGAAAACUCAGGUCAAACCUCAUGGGAACUAAAUUUACAGUCUAUGACCAUGGAGUUAGCCCAGUCAAGGCACGAGGUCUAGUGGAAAAAGCUGAUAUGAGACAGGAGCUUGCAGCUAUUUGUUAUGAAACCAAUGUGUUAGGAUUCAAGGGUCCCAGAAAAAUGUCUGUGAUCAUUCCAGGAAUGAAUAUGAAUCAUAAGCGAAUUCCAAUCCGUCCACGUAAUGAACACGAGAGUCUGCUGUCAAAAUGGCAAACCAAAACUUUAGAGAACCUCAUUGAGUUGCACAACAAAGCUCCAGUCUGGAAUGAUGAUACUCAAUCCUAUGUUUUGAACUUCCAUGGGAGAGUCACUCAGGCCUCGGUGAAGAAUUUCCAGAUUGUCCAUGACAAUGACCCUGACUACAUUGUGAUGCAGUUUGGUCGUGUAGCAGAAGAUGUGUUCACUCUGGACUACAAUUAUCCUCUCUGUGCUCUUCAGGCCUUUGCUAUUGGACUCUCCAGCUUUGAUAGUAAAUUGGCCUGUGAAUGA
Molecule: messenger RNA, 1350 nt
Organism: Charadrius vociferus (killdeer)
Lineage: Eukaryota; Metazoa; Chordata; Aves; Charadriiformes; Charadriidae
Gene: TULP3
Product: tubby like protein 3
Exons: 10
Coding region: 16-1350 (444 amino acids)
Biological process (GO): protein localization to cilium
Cellular component (GO): cilium
Source: RefSeq, a predicted model, not a curated record